Molecule: messenger RNA, 1644 nt
Organism: Triticum turgidum subsp. durum (durum wheat)
Lineage: Eukaryota; Viridiplantae; Streptophyta; Magnoliopsida; Poales; Poaceae
Source: the annotation of a GenBank genome assembly
AUGCGCCGGACAACCUCCCGGCGCUGGGGGCCUUACCGCCGCGCUGGCCAGGCAUCAGCCUCCGCCGCCGGCGCCGGCGCCGUCGGGGUCGACCGCCUCAGCGCCCUCCCGGACGCGCUCCUGCACCACAUCAUGUCGUUCCUCAAGGCGUGGGAGGUGGUGCCCACCUGCGUGCUCGCGCGGCGGUGGCACCACCUCUGGGCGUCUGUGCCCUGCAUCGACCUCUGCGUGCACCACUCCUCCUUCCGCGAUGCCAACCCGCCGGAGGAGUUCCGUGACUUCGUGGACAGCCUCUUCCUCCACCGUGAUGUGUCCGCGUCGGUGGACACGCUCCGCCUGCGGUCCAGCGACGACUAUGUGGGCUUCGACGAGAAAGAUGCCAACUCGUGGAUCAGGACUGCUAUCAGCCGCAAAGCGCGGGUUAUUCAUCUUGUUGGACAUCGUAAGGGAGUCGCGUCGUUGGACCGCGUGCCCUUCGUCUCUUGCCACCUCAAGAUCUUGAAGUUGUCGUAUGCCAGGCUCGACGAUAGGAUCCUUGGACAGCUUUCUUCUAGUUGCAAAUCCUUGGAAGAGCUGGAUCUGAAGGAUUGCUUGGUCACUGGCCCUAAGAUUGUGUCUACCUCUUUGAAGACAUUAAUCAUGCUCAAAUGCACGUUCAAUUGGGACUUCUCCAUUACUGCUCCGAACCUCGUGCUGCUGCGCCUCAUCACACCUUCCGUCCGAGUUCCGUCAUUUAUCAACUUUGGGUCACUGGUCACAGGCACCAUCAUACUUGAUGAUUCUCUCUUGUGUGAUGAUUUUGGAUACAUCAGUGAUGAAGAUAAUUUUGAUGAAACUACUGAUGAUGAUAACCACAACAAUGAUAAGAGAGAGAGCUAUAAGAUUCAUGAUGACUGUUCCUUGAGUGAUGAUGAUUUUGGUGAUGAUGGCAAUUUUGAUAAUUUUGGAUUUGGAUAUGGUUUUCCUAAAGGAAGAUAUGGACACAGUCGUUACAAGGAUAAUUAUGAUUAUGGUAGCGAUAUUGAUAGUGAUGACAAUACCUAUGAAUAUAGUGAGAUUGCAAAUGAUGCAAAGUAUGGCUACAAAGGGGCCAAGCUUUCCAGUGAAGAUGGUAAGUAUGGUGGAAACAGUGGUCGAAAUUAUAGUAAGAUUCUAGGUGGCCAAAAUAUGCUUGAGAGCCUUUCUACUGCUACGAGUUUGGACUUGUUAAGUGAUGCUGGAGAGGUGGUUCUGAGUAGGGAAUUGAAAAGGUGUCCAACUUUUAGCAACCUGAAGACCCUGUCCCUUGGUGAAUGGUGUAUGGCCGCUGAUUUUGAUGCAUUAAUUUUCCUGCUACAGCAUUCACCUAAUAUAAAGAGGCUUUUUCUCCAACUUAAAUUGAACUUCGGCAUGAGGAAGGCAUUGGAAACAGGUAUCAAGCUUGAGAGGAGAUCAUUUACUUGCAAAGAGCUUAGAAUGGUUAAGAUCAAAUGCUCAAAGGAUGAUGGGAGAGUCCAUACCUUGGCACAUAUGUUCAGUGCAAAUGGUAUACCCCUUCAGUAUAUAUAUGUGCGUCGGAGCGGGAAUGCUCAUCUCCGCGGCCAGAAGUUUAUGAGGGAACUCGCCAAGCAAGAACUGGAUGAAUGUGGGGAUGACUGGAUGUAA